GACCGAGUCAAGAGACUCAAGCAACUAUAUCAGCAUUCUUUUUACAUGGCAAACCCAGCAUAGCUCAUCGAGUACAUAUACAAUCGAAGAUAUACAUAUUCUACGUACUACUUGCGAUCCCAACCGUCCCCUUCAGCUAGCCCGCAGGGAGAGCUCCGAAGAUAGCGAAAGAGAAUCGCUAUACUCCAUCCCAUCCCGCAAAACCCUGUCGACCAUCACUCAAAAAGUAUCUACAGAACUCAACAUCUACACCCAACAAAGAACCAAAAACACCACCACACAAAAUGGCCACAAAUUACCAUAUAAUCCCCGCUACAACCCCUCAUCACCUCACCGCCGCCCGCACCCUCUUCACAGCCUACGCCACAUGGCUCAACAUCGACCUUACCUUCCAAAAUUUCCAAGCCGAGUUAUCCUCUCUCCCUGGUAAAUACAGCCCCCAGGAAGGCGGUGACCUUCUUCUCGCAUACAGCAGCAGCGCAGACCCCUCCCCGCUGGGCUGCGUGGCUCUCCGUCCGCUCCCUGACAAGGAUGAUGAGCGGCAACAGCGGCAACUCUGCGAGGUCAAGCGGCUGUAUGUUACUCCUGAAGCGCGGAAGAUGGGACUGGGGCGGGCGUUAGUGAGUUCGAUUGUGGCGAGGGCGAGGGAACUGGGGUAUCGGGGGAUGAGACUCGAUACGUUGCGCAGUAUGGAAGGACCGAUUCGGCUGUAUCGGAGUCUGGGGUUUGUGGAGGUUGGGCCGUAUUAUGAGACGCCUUUGGUGGAGGAGACGGUGUUUUUAGGUUUGGAUUUUGGAAAUGAGUAGUACAUUUUACUUCAUUGGGUGAGGGUGGGAGGGGACUGUUUCUGAUUUCUUGUUCAUGUCUGGUCUGAGCGGGUGGGAAUAGGAAGAGUUGGGGGUAUAGACUUCGUCAAGAUUAUGGUUAUUUAGGUUGAGGCAUAGCAAGGUGUGUGUAUGUAUAUAUAGUAAGUUCAUUUUUUCGAUAUGAAAUAGAUAGAUAACAAAUCAAUGGAAACAUGUCUCUAUAACUCAGACUGUUGAGCUUGAUAUUUUUUGGAUUUGCACUCAUCGCAGAUCAUCUGCAUCAUGCCAAAAGAAGGAAGUCAUCAUAGUUUAAGAGACAAUGCGAGCAACAAAUAACCGGAGCAAUUCCAAGUUUCAUUAAAAGCUUGCCCAUAACCAAGCUGUAGGCUGUACGCCCUUUCCAAGAAAUCCUCCUCGCAUAUCAUGGACGGCGUAAAUUAUCCGCAGAUUAUCGGGUCCCAAGCCUGUUCAAGAGCAUUAUCUUCCAAGGCAUUUUGGGUUGCCAGCCACCUCGAAUGUGGAGGAACAGCA
Molecule: messenger RNA, 1337 nt
Organism: Aspergillus welwitschiae
Lineage: Eukaryota; Fungi; Ascomycota; Eurotiomycetes; Eurotiales; Aspergillaceae
Product: GNAT family N-acetyltransferase
Exons: 1
Coding region: 285-806 (173 amino acids)
Molecular function (GO): acyltransferase activity, transferring groups other than amino-acyl groups
Source: RefSeq, a predicted model, not a curated record